AUGACAAAGUCUACCGUCACUCUAGCCUCCGGCAAGGAAAUGCCCCUUGUGGGAUUCGGCCUCUGGAAGGUCCCCAAAGAAACUGCUGCAGAUACAGUCUACAAUGCUAUCAAAGCCGGUUACCGAUUGUUCGACGGCGCCUACGAUUAUCAGAACGAGAAGGAAGCGGGUGAGGGUAUCCGCCGUGCCAUCACUGAUGGCUUAGUGACUCGCGAAGAAAUCUUCAUCACCACUAAGCUGUGGAACAACUACCAUCGUCGUGAGCAUGCCGUGUCAAUGGCCAAGAAGCAAAAUGACGCCUGGGGUCUUGGAUACAUUGAUCUUUUCUUGAUGCAUUUCCCUUGCGCCUUGAAGUAUAUCGAUCCCGAAGUUCGCCAGUACCCCGCUUGGUGGAUGGAUGAUGCCGGUACUGUCGAGACCGACAAGGUUCCGAUCAGGGAGACUUGGGAAGCCAUGGAGGAGGUUGUUGACAACGGCAUCGCUCGCAGCAUCGGUGUCAGCAACUUCCAGGCUCAGUCUAUCUAUGACAUUCUCACCUAUGCCAGCCAUCCUCUCUCAUCUCUGCAAAUUGAACAUCACCCUUAUCUUGUUCAACCGGAGCUCAUCAAGGUGGCCCAGGAGAACAACAUUGUCGUGACCGCGUAUUCCAGCUUCGGUCCGCAAUCAUUCGUCGAACUCCCUGCACAAUUCUCCAAGAAGGCCAAGGAUAUCCCGCUUCUCUUUGAUGCUGAGCCUGUCAAGGCUCUUGCUUCUAAAUAUAACGUAACUCCUGCACAGGUUCUUCUGCGUUGGGCUACCCAAAGAAAUGUUGCUGUCAUUCCCAAGUCAAACAACCAAUCUCGACUUGCUCAAAACCUGGACGUUUUGGGCUUUGACCUGACCACUGAUGAGCUGAUGUCUAUUUCUGCUCUGGACAAGGGUCUGCGUUUCAACGACCCUGGCUUUUAUCUGCCUAAUCACCCUAUUCGCAUUUUCGCUUAA
Penicillium macrosclerotiorum is the source of this 981-nucleotide messenger RNA. RefSeq lists its product as uncharacterized. Gene Ontology annotation, cellular component: cytosol. Lineage: Eukaryota; Fungi; Ascomycota; Eurotiomycetes; Eurotiales; Aspergillaceae. The record is from RefSeq and is a predicted model, not a curated record. The coding region runs from base 1 to 981 and encodes 326 amino acids. The transcript is spliced from 4 exons. Gene Ontology annotation, molecular function: aldose reductase (NADPH) activity.